AUGCAUGGGGUCAAGCGUGCGCGUCUAUCUGCGGAGGCCAAGGCCCAGCGAAAGGUAAAAGAGCAGUCCAAGCUCCAAGCAUACCUUCAAUUAGAGACGCACUUUUUUGAAUUGAAAGAUGCUGAUGUCUGUUCGGAAGACUCGCUCGAGGUGACGGGCAAGCUACUCUCGUUCAAUCCUGAACAUUACACAGCAUGGAACUUCCGAAGACGCAUUCUGGAUCGCCUAUUUGCGCAUGACUCGAGGAGUGCAUCUUUAAACCAGGCGGCCAAAAAAGACUUCUUCGCAGCCGCUCCCGCGCUGCGCUCGCACCCUAAGGUGUAUUGGAUUUGGAACCACCGCCAAUGGUGCCUCGAAGAAUACCCAGAUGCUCCCGUGACGGCUGAGGAAGAUGACACUGGUGCAGAAACGAGCAAGGAGGCGACGGCGGCGGCACGCCUUGCCGCUGUCGAGCAGAAAUGGCGAUUGGAGAUGAGGCUCGUUGACAAGAUGCUCGAUCUUGAUGGACGCAAUUUCCAUGGUUGGAAUUACCGCCGCUACCUCCUAACGCAGCUCGCGCGCGCUUCUGCUGAGACAGGCAGCACUGAUGGAAGCAGCAGCGCAUCAUCGGAGCUAUCCUAUACGCUCAGCAAGAUCGAGAAGGACUUUUCCAACUUCUCCGCAUGGCAUCAGCGCCAGCUGCUCUACUCGCGUCAAUGGCAAUUACAAGCGGCUACCCGUUCGGACUCGGGCUCGUCAGCCUUAACCAAGGCGAACGACUUGGCGCGCGAGUUCGAGCUGGUGCAGCAGGCCAUGUACACGGAUCCGAGUGAUCAGAGCGUGUGGCUGUACCAUCGCUGGCUCGUGGAGGAGGACCCUCGUGCGGAGGUGUUGGAUCGGGAGAUCAAAGCGGUGGAGGAGUUGCUCGAGAUUGAACCAGACUCGAAGUGGUCGAUGCAGAGCAUAGUGCACUAUCGCUCACUGCGCAGAACGCUUCAUAGCAAGAUUGAUGAGCAGCAGGACCUGGCCGAGGAGCGGCGCUUGCUGCAAGCCCUCGUCAUCAUCGACCCAGAUCGACGACGGCGGUAUGAGGAUGAGCUUUGCAAGCGCAUAUGA
Tilletiaria anomala UBC 951 is the source of this 1095-nucleotide messenger RNA. RefSeq names its product protein prenylyltransferase. Gene Ontology annotation, cellular component: Rab-protein geranylgeranyltransferase complex; cytoplasm. The record is from RefSeq and is a predicted model, not a curated record. Lineage: Eukaryota; Fungi; Basidiomycota; Exobasidiomycetes; Georgefischeriales; Tilletiariaceae. The transcript has 6 exons. Gene Ontology annotation, molecular function: Rab geranylgeranyltransferase activity. Bases 1 to 1095 code for a protein of 364 amino acids. Gene Ontology annotation, biological process: protein geranylgeranylation.